AUGAGCGAAAGAAGAAUUAAUCUUCCAACGAAAGAAACUUCGCUAAUUCAAAACUAAUCAAAUAAUUAUUACAGGUCUCACACUCUUCUUGAUGUAAAUCGCACUAGUGUUCAAAAAAGCUUUCAAAAGCAUAGGGCUGCUAAAAAGUUUAGUUUUGUAUAAAAUAAUUAGGAAAGCUUCUAGAUAGUUUCAAAGAAAAAUUUAGAUAUUGAUCAUUCAAAGAAAUAAUUAUGUUAAGAAUUGACUUUUGAUAAUGGCCAAGUUAGCAAUAUGAAUAUUGAUGCUUUACACUAAGAAGGAAAAAGCGUGUGCUUACUUAAAUAAAUGACUUAAGUACUUAUCAGCGAAGCGAUAGAAAUACUUUGA
Molecule: messenger RNA, 366 nt
Organism: Tetrahymena thermophila SB210
Lineage: Eukaryota; Ciliophora; Oligohymenophorea; Hymenostomatida; Tetrahymenidae
Exons: 2
Source: RefSeq, a predicted model, not a curated record